Messenger RNA from Asterias rubens (European starfish), 6749 nucleotides. RefSeq names its product rho GTPase-activating protein 45-like. The coding region runs from base 990 to 4706 and encodes 1238 amino acids. Gene Ontology annotation, molecular function: GTPase activator activity. Gene Ontology annotation, biological process: signal transduction; activation of GTPase activity. The transcript is spliced from 25 exons. The record is from RefSeq and is a predicted model, not a curated record. NCBI's taxonomy places the organism in Eukaryota, Metazoa, Echinodermata, Asteroidea, Forcipulatida, Asteriidae.
GGAAUUAAAUGACCAGCAGAAAUUGUUGACAUGACUUGACUUUGGGAAUCAACUGGGACAUUGAGUUCAUCUUUCGGAAAGGAACACCCUCUUUGUGUAGCUCUGUGCUAGGAAAGAACCUCGCUUGAAUCUACUCUACUGAAUUUUGAUUGCAGAAAUAAGUGUUGACAUCAUUUCGCCGGGUAGUUUUGAAGUGCCCAGUUUUUCUAAAGAGGAGAUUUUGCAACCCAUCCAGAGCCCCCGAGUGUGAAUGUAACUAGGGUAAUGGACGCACCUUUUUUCUUGCCUGAACUCUGGGUACAGUGCUUAUUGUUUACAGCAUUGUGAUGAGCGGUUUUUGAGAUGAAGUGCCUGGAUUUCCAUAUGGAUUGAUAUUCAAUUCAUUAGAGCAUAACCUUCUGCAUCUUGCCGCUUGGGAAAAUUAGUGCACUUUUUUUUUUCUUCUUUUGUUUUUCAGCUGGAUUUUCAGGAGAUUUGCAAUAUAAUUGUUUACAUCGUUUUGACAUCCACUGUGAAAACUGAGGAAAUAAUUUUAACCGAGAAGAUAAAUGUGAGGUGAAACAGACCUGAAUGUUGUUGUCACUUGAUAACUGUGACUGGAACAAACUUUGUUUAUCAAUGUAUGAUUUCAAUGCCUUAUUGACUGUUUGCUUUUUGUGUGUAGAAAUUUCUCAACUUUAGAAAUUUGGCUGUGUUUGUCGGAAGGAUAAAAAGUUGCUAUAAAAAGACUGAUGAAAUCAUCCUAACUGUAGCUUUAUUAGAAAAAGAAAACGGUGGUUGAAUCAGGAGCAUUGUAUUCACCGUUUCCUGUGUUUCACACAUUCCAACGUGUAUUUGACGUCGGCACAAGCAAGAGUGUAUUAAUAGAGAUUGCGAGUGUUGUUUACCAGCCUGGACUGUAUGUUGUAAACUGAUGCCUCUGAUCGUACAUCUUUUUGGCCUGUGAUAUGCCUGCCUUGUGAAAAGUAGAACAUUCUCACAGAGUACUGAUGGAUAACAACAAAUCCAACAUGAAAAUGCACAUGAAGGCUUUGAUCACAUCGCCGAGGUUCAUCCGAAAGCGGUUUGCAAGCCUGCCGUACAUCACUGUACAACCGGAUGCGGAUGGAACGGAUCGAUUAAGCCCAGCCAUGCUGCCUUCAGAUCACAUGACCCACUUAUCCCAUCAUGCAUCACUCACUGAAAAGGACACGCUUCCCCUUCCGGACUCGGAUGUCGUUACUCGACCUCGGAGCCUCAAGACAAAGCGUCUCUCAGAGUCGAGCGACGGAGGGACUCGACCAGCGAGUAUAGCGGUGUUUGGGUCACCACACUCUAUCAGGAGGUCAUCAAAGACUGGUUCGUCCACCAGUCUGAACUCAGACUGCGUUGAUGCGCCUAUUGUCAAUCAUGCGGAAAUACUCCAGUUGACGAUGGACGUCAGAACUUUCUCAGAGUCGCUGAAUCGAUUAAAACUCAUCUUUAACCAAGACGGAGAAAGAACAGAGUCAUUGCGAGUUCUUGCCCACGAUAAACUUCGAGAUUUGCUGAAUAUACUACGGAAUAUUCUAGACAAGUACAGUGCCCUACGGUCGACCGAUGUCCACACAGCGGCCGUGUUGCUUAUUACGCAGAUCAAGAGUCUAAAGGAUGAGAGUGAAGAGGAAAGAAUUAAACUAUUUGAGGCCAUAGAUCAACUGGCACUUGCCUUCAGCAGCAGUGUAACAGAAUAUCUGAUGGGAGAUGUUGAGCAGGGCAGUAUUAACAUGGGAUUCCCAUCAUCAAAGUCUUAUGACAGCCUAUCUUCAGUGACAACAAGCUCCGAUGGUGGCAAUGUGUACAGUCGUCAUAUGUCUCAAGAUAGCAGGGAAUCAGCCUGUUUGUCUGCUAGUGAGCUGGACGAUACUUUGAUGCAUUUAGAUGCUGGUCUAGACCUGGCUUUAGACAGAGCUAAAGUCUGGUCUAAAUACGCUAAGGAUGUCAUCUGCUACGUUGAGAAGAGGACCCACUUAGAGUCUGAAUUUGCGAGGAGUAUUGCUAAAUUAGCUGGCACAACACGUCCAACACUCAAAGAAGAGACAUAUCUCCCAUUCCAGUCUACCUAUCUCACAGCACUAGAGCAUGAUCUCAACUAUCUAAAAAACUGUGAUGCCACUCAUCUGCAUAUUCAGGGCCAUAAAUUUGUUGAGCAACUGGAGGCAAGGAGGGCAGACCAUGACAAGAAAAGAAAACAUAUACGUCAAACAUGGAACAGUAUCAAGAAAGAAAUGCAUGAGCGUAAGACCAACAUGGAGAAGUGUCAGCAGCAGUACUUCAACCGCUGCCAGGAAUACGAGAAGAUUAGAGAGUCUGCUGCCAAGAUGGAGACCGAGAUCUUGAAUACGAGUAGCGGCACCAACGCCAGUAAACUUGAGAAGAAGAAGAAAGCAGAGGAAGACGCAUUGAUGAAGGCCAAGGAAGCUGAGACUACAUACAAGGCAUGCAUUGUUGAAGCCAAUGCAAAGAGGCUGGACAUGGCUGCUGUUAAGAAGGAACUGCUGGUGAAACUCAGAGAGCUUAUCUACCAGUGCGAUCAGACCAUGAAAGCAGUGACAGUGAGUUACUUCCAGUUACAGCAUUCUCUCUCGGCCCCAGCACCAGUCCAAUUUCAGACCCUUUGUGAGCAGAGUAGAUGUUAUGAGCCUGGUGUUCAAUUCAGUGAGUUCGUCCGCCAUUACAAGCCUAGGGUUAAAGGUCACUCGUCCAGACAUGCAGAGGCCUUCGUCUUUGAGCCUUAUGCUGUGUUUGAUAGACCACGUAAGCCAAGCUCCCACUCCUUGGACAGCCAAGAUGAUGAUAGAUUGGUUUCACCAAGUAAGCAUGGACAUCCAAGGACUAGUAGCUCACCAGAUAGGACAGAUAAGAGCAAACCAGUACAUGCCUGGGUGGGCACUGCACCAGCACAACACGCUAGUGACUCGGACAGUAUGAGUGGCAGCUCCACUAAGUCUGUUGAUGCGUCGCCCUCAGCAAGCCCGAUGAAUGGUCAUCGAAACCUCAACAGAGAAGUUUCUACGGGAACCAUGUCAUCAGGGGAUGAGUUGGUUGAGACGGAUGACAGCCGACAAACACCUAGUGGCACAAAACUGAUCGAGUCAGUGCCAAACUCCUUUCGCAAUCUUGCCUUCUCAAAAGCAGCUCACACCCACCUCAUACGGAAGCUCCGUACCCCCUCUAAGUGUCGUGAGUGCGAUAGCUACGUCUACUUCAAUGGCGCGGAGUGUGAACGCUGCGGCCUUGCAUGCCACAAGAAGUGCCUGGAAUCGCUGGCGAUCCAGUGCGGUGGUAAGAGGCUUAUGGGCAGGAUGAAUGUCUUUGGCGUCCCUCUACGAGACCACCUAAAAGCCACCAAUCGGGAUGCUCCAUUCUUGGUGACAAAAUGUUCAUCUGAGAUCGACACGAGAGCAAUACAUGUGAAGGGUGUCUAUCGAGUGGCAGGGUUAAAGGUCAAAGUUGAAAAGUUAUGUCAGACAUUUGAGAAUGGUCUUGACCUUGUUGACCUUUCUGAGACUCCUCCGCAUCUCAUUACCAGCGUUCUAAAACUGUACUUCAGACAACUCCCAGAGCCUCUGAUGACCUUUAAGCAUUACCCAGAAUUCAUCAGUCUAGCCAAGGAGUUUCCUCGCAGCGUCCCUGAAAGCGCUGAGGAUGAGGAGAGACUGAUCGCUAAACUCAGGAUCAUUGUUAACGGCAUGCCGGAAGAGAAUUUCAAGACACUGAGAGUUCUUAUGCAUCAUCUUAAAGGCGUUUCAGAGAAUGAAGACUUCAAUCAGAUGACUGCAAGUAAUUUAAGCAUUGUGUUUGGGCCAACACUUCUAAGACCAAAUGAUAACACAGCUUCCCUCUCAGCAUUAGUGGACAUGCCACAUCAGACGAGGGCUAUUGAGAUGCUCAUACUUUAUGCAGAGGUGUUUGGUCCCAGAGAGACACAAGUGGAGCAGUUUCAGUCAGAACCAAGGACAUCCUCUCCCCUACCGUCUGACAUCAACCAUGGCAGCGUUAACUACUCGCCGAACAAAAGUACAAACAACUCCACCCACAUGGCAGCACCAGCUCCUGUAGAGACAGUAACAGCUGGCUCACGUAGAGUGCCAGGGUUUGUCUUACCAGGAAGCAGUGAAGAUAGUGGAGACAUCUUGCCUUGUCUAGCUGCUGAUGUCAACUCUGGAGAAGAAGGGGAUGGAGAUAGCUCCGGGAACGAAGGAGAAGGAGAAGAAGCCUCAGCCAGUGAAGACCAGUUUGACUCUGACCAAGACGCUUCCCCGUUAGUCCGUCGUCGCUCACCGGUUCCAAAGUGCCACCGGGAUUCCUCUCCACAGCCCAUCAAACAGACACUAUUAUCCGUGGCGAGUCAAUACCACAAAACUCAACUAUCUACAUCCUUGCCGGAGACAGUGGGGCAGCUUUCUGAUGCUGCUGGGCAGUCAUCAUCACCUACUGGCCACGCCCUCUCAGACCUAUCGCCCAUUGAGGGGUACAUCCCGAGUGCUUACUCACAAAACUCUCCCCAGAGAUCCUCCCUGAUGACUGAUCAACCAGAGGUCACGGUGGCGGGGUCAUCGUCCAGUGCAGGCAGCCACUCUGCUGCUUCGUCAUCAACAUCGGAAUCAACGGAGCAUUCGGGCUCAUCGGCUCAAAGUCUGUCCCGACCUCGCUCUAAUAAGUCGCGGCAACCGCAGUUCGUCUGAAAGCACCGGUGUGGUUGGAGAAUUUAUUUAUUGAUAUGGGAAGGAUGUGUGUAAGUGACGGCUAGCCACUGAUUGUUAUUGGUUGAGCUGCUGUUACGGUGUGAUGGCCCGGUCGUUACUGACAUCAGCGGACUCUAUGGUUCAUCAGUAAUCGGCCAGUACUUUUACAUUUUUCUAUUCAUGCUUACCUUCUGGACCAGUGGACAUUUAUUUCACUGGCUUCAAUGUUUUUUUUUUUUUUCUAGUUCUACUUAUGUCACAUGACCAGUGUAGAUUGCUGGACCUGUUAGGCUGAAAAUAGUUUUGGAUAAAAUAGAAAAACAACUUUUAGAAAGACUGGAUAGUAUUUCUAUGCAUAGUGACAGUUCUUUGUCACACAUUUGAACAAAAUAUUCUUAUAAAAAGAUCAUCAUCCUAGUUCGGCCAUUUUUGUAUAUUUGAUUCAAAAUUUAUUUGAAUCAAUUGGAGGCUGGUGUCAAGUAAAUAGACUGGUGCCUUUCUUUAUGAUCUUAAAAAUACAGCCUUGUGUCAGGGCACCAGACAAGUCAUAGUUUGUUGAUGAGAAGCCUGAAUGACAGUCCUGUAUGCUUCAGUUUUGAAAGUGCAAGGGCACCAAGGCAUUUUCUCCUUGGUAAAGGGCACCCUAUAAGGAAAUUUCUUGUUGAGCAUUUCAAGGGCACCAAGGCAAUGACCAAUGGGCAUCGAGGCAAUCGCAUUCGUUGCCUCCGUGAAGAAUCAGGAAUGGGAUGACCUUUAUAAACAAGGGCCCAAUUUCUUUGAGUGUGGAACUUUUGUCCCUUCUAUUCUCGGUACAUUUCCAGUGAGUUGACCAGCGAUUUUUAAUCCAAGCAACUGCACUGGCUGUGUAUGUUGGCACGACUGUAAAUUUUGUGUACUGAAUUUAUGCAUUCACAUUGUCAUAAUGAAUAGCCUACUAUUGCAGACUUUAAACCACAGUGGAAAAUAGUAGACAGUAGGAGGGUUGACUGUGUAAUGUGAUGAUGCAAUCACAUUUAGUGGUCAGACAGUAGGAGGGUUGACUGUGUAAUGUGAUGAUGCAAUCACAUUUAGUGGUCAGACAGUAGGAGGGUUGACUGUGUAAUGUGAUGAUGCAAUCACAUUUAGUGGUCAGACAGUAGGAGGGUUGACUGUGUAAUGUGAUGAUGCAAUCACAUUUAGUGGUCAGACAGUAGGAGGGUUGACUGUGUAAUGUGAUGAUGCAUUCACAUUUAGUGGUCAGACAGUAGGAGGGUUGACCGUGUAAUGUGAUGAUGCAUUCACAUUUAGUGGUCAGACAGUAGGAGGGUUGACUGUGUAAUGUGAUAAAGCAUUCGCCACAUAAUCAUUUUGAAGGCCUGUGUAGUUUAUCUAUUAUUCAAAACCACAGUGGAGGAUAUUUAGUGGACAGACUGUAGGAGGGUUGACUGUGUAAUGUGAUGAUGCAUUCACAAUAUGAUAUCAUAUUGCAGAGUCAUACAUACAUUGCAGGCCUUGACUUUCUUCUUUGAAAGGGCAAGGCCAUUUUAUUUUGCAAAGGUCAUUUCCAUUGGAAAAUCUUAAAGUCUAUUGGAAACUUUUGAAAGGGCACCAAGACCAGGGUCAACGGAGGCCGUGUAACUCCAGGAGGCCUGAGAUUGAUAGUCAUUGAGAACCACAGUGGAUGAUAUUGAAUGGUCAGACAUAAAUACUUGAUAUGAAAUUAAAAGGUGCUACAUGCAGAGGAAAGAUCAAACAAAGUUGAACAAAAUUGAAACUUGCAAUACCCACAGAGAGAACAAACAUUAACAUAUAUACAGCAGAAUAGUCAGGGCUCAGAACAAUUGUAUUUUUAUAUCAAAACAAAUUAUAUUUAUUUCAAUAAGUAAUCAAAUAUUGUAUUUAAAUCUGUACAUGUUUCUUGAAAUAUUGUAAACAAAUGCUUUACAAGAUGCUGAAGGCUUCGGUUGAACUUAUGCUGAUAUUCUGAGCUUUAAGUUUUUAAAGAAUUUUUCUGGAAUUUUACAGACACUGGACACUAUUGUUAAUUGUAAAACACCAGUCUUC